Molecule: messenger RNA, 1839 nt
Organism: Homarus americanus (American lobster)
Lineage: Eukaryota; Metazoa; Arthropoda; Malacostraca; Decapoda; Nephropidae
Exons: 8
Coding region: 100-1839 (579 amino acids)
Source: RefSeq, a predicted model, not a curated record
CGCAGACAAGAUUGCCGCCAACCAGUGUGCGUGUAACAGGAGCCGUCAGCGCAGUACCACAACACAACCAUUCAAGAAAGGCACUUGUGGCCCUGCAACAUGAAGCUGACCAAGUUAUUGGUGGUGUGUGUAGCCAUGAUGGCCAUCAUUGUCGUCCAGGCCAAGAAAGAGAGAGGCGUUCUAUGUAGCUCAACUGGAGGCAAGUGUCGCUCGCCGGGUGCCAAGUGCCUCAGAACAUUGGGUCAAGAUGACUGUGGUCGCGGAACCGUCUGUUGCCUUACAGGUCAAAGACAACUGAACACCGAAAACAACGUCCCACUAGCAUCACGCGAGAAAAAGAAUAACCCAGAGAAGGAGAAGAAAUCGCAGUCAAGUCAAGUCAGGAAAAAACAUAAUGAAGACGAUGACAAGAAGAAUCGACGUCAACUCGGGAAAAUUGCCAAGCCUGCACAAAAGAAACGCCGCAAAAACACUGAUAACAAGAAACGGUGGAAAAGCAUGAAAACUAAAAAGGAAAGUCAAGGGGGAUUCAAGAAAACUAAUGGGAAGAAAUUUAGAAAAAAUAAAAAUAAACUCAUUAAAAAUGAAGCAGAAAAGAAACACAAAAACAAAAUUGAGAAAGAAGAUAGAGGGGGAGAAAAGGACCAAAAAGCCAUCGAAGAUAAAGUUAAGCGCAGGAAAAUGAACGAUAAAGGCAAGAACAAAACGAGGAAAAAAUUUAAGACAAGGAAUGGUGAGAAUACCAAACCAAAGACCAGAAUAAAUGCUAAGGAAGAUACAAAUGAAAGAAAGAAGAAUAAGGAAGAUACAAAUAAAAGAGAGAAAAAUAUGGGCGAUGCAGAUGACAGAAAAAAGAAUAAUAGCGACAAAAGUGAACAAAUGAAGACCACAGAGGCCAGAAUUGUUAAAUCGGAAACAGCGGAGACGAAGAAAUUCUGCAAAAAAGGAGAAGCCAAUUGUCUGAAGGCAGGAGGCUUCUGUGACGACGGUAGCAAGUCCAACUCCCAAAAGUGCAUCGAUAAUAAAGUGUACCCCCAAGAGAACAGUUGCGAACCCUGCAAAUGUUGUAUUCCUCCACCUCCUCCACUAUAUGGUCCUCCUCCAAAGAAGUGCAAAGGCAAGUGCAGGAAGGGCAAGUGUACCACAAAGGAAAAAUGCAAAGGCAAGUGGAAGUCAGAAGGAUGCAGCGGUGGUGAGACCUGCGGGUGUUGUAAGAAGGCGAAAAAGAAAUGCAUACCCUUGGAUGUGUGCAGAGACGAGGGUGGAGUGUGCAAAAAGCGCUGCAACAAGAAGAAGGAGAUGGAAGUCCCGUAUGGCUGUAAGGGGAAGAAAUGUAUGUGCUGUGUGCCCAAGGGCUGUGAGACCAAGGGCAAGUGUAAGCAAAUGGGCGGGAAGUGCACCAAGGAGAAGGAUUGCUGGGCUGGUCAAUACGUCACGAAGGGCUGUAAGAAAGACUGCGUUUGCUGCCUCGAGGACGCUCUCUGCAAGGCGAAUCCCAUUUGCGAAAAGUACCAUGGGAAGUGUCAGGAGGUGUGCUCAGGCGAACACCGAGUGAUCCGAAGAGGUUGUAUGACGGAUAACUGCAAAUGCUGUGCUCCGAAAUGCAAGCUGUCCUACGAAUGUGAAAAUGCGGGCGGCUACUGCGUCGAGAACGAGCAUGACUGUCAUUAUGGCUACAUCUAUGGGAAGUGCUUGGGCAAAAAGUGCUUCUGCUGUCGACCAAAGAAGACAACUACCACCUCAACUACCACCACAUCCACAACUACAACCACAACAACUAAGCGCUCCUCGCCUUACAGGAACUCUGAGCAAGCUUCGCCCGACCUAGUAUCUCUUUAG